Lethenteron reissneri (Far Eastern brook lamprey) is the source of this 2491-nucleotide messenger RNA. RefSeq names its product 7-alpha-hydroxycholest-4-en-3-one 12-alpha-hydroxylase-like. The record is from RefSeq and is a predicted model, not a curated record. Gene Ontology annotation, molecular function: oxidoreductase activity, acting on paired donors, with incorporation or reduction of molecular oxygen; heme binding; iron ion binding. NCBI's taxonomy places the organism in Eukaryota, Metazoa, Chordata, Hyperoartia, Petromyzontiformes, Petromyzontidae.
GCGGCGAGGGAGGUGGGCGUCUUGGUUGAUGGUGUGGCAGUGUCACGGCUGGAUGAUUUAUAACCCUUGCGAAUUGUUGCAAGCGCAGACGUCGUUUGUGGAACGGGUGUAAUACAUUUAAUGCUUGUCGUAGUCUUCCGUUUUGGGUUCGUCCACGCGUCGGCGUUUUUGCAAAUAGUUGUGUUUUAAAGUUUUCGAGUUAAUGCUCCAAUUGACGUGGAUUUGCGAGUGAAUCGUCCGUGGCUUGAGAGGUGAUUCAUAAUGGCCGGCUUGGUGCUGUUCACAUCCUCAUGGGUCGUGGGGUUCCUCGUCAUCAUCGGUCUCGUCCUGUUCGUCACACGGAGAAAACGGCGCCCAGGAGAGCCUCCUCUUGAUAAAGGCCUCAUCCCAUGGCUGGGCCACGCCAUCGAGUUCCGGAAAAAUGUGUACGCCUUCCUGCGGCGCAUGCAGCGCAAGCACGGAGACACCUUCACGGUGUGCUUGGGCGGGAAGUACAUCACGUUCAUGCUGGACCCACACGAGAUGGCGGCCGUGGCGCGCGAAGCACGCACCGCGCUUGACUUCAAAAAGUUUGCACGCCAGCUCGUCUUGAUAGUCUUUGGCGUAAACUACAAGGUCGAGUUCCAUAAGGCCACCAGCGCCAUCAACGUUAGCCACUUGCAGGGCGACGGGCUGGUCGCCAUGACAGACGCCAUGAUGUCCCAGCUGCACCUGCUCAUGGGGCCAGGCUCAUUCAAUGAAGGAAACGGUCGUGGGGGGUGCGGAGGGCACUGGGAUGCGAAGUGGCAUGAAUCUGGUCUCUUUAACUUCUGCUAUGACAUCGUGUUCAGAGCCGGCUACCUGGCUGUAUUUGGCCAGGAACCGGGCGGGCCAGCUGUGCAGACCACACGCUCCCUAGAGGUGUUCAAGGAGUUCCGCAAGUACGAUCAGCUGUUCCCCGCCAUCGCCACUUCCACGCUCUGGCCCGCCCAGCGGAAGGAAGCAGACCGACUCAAGUCGUGGUUCUGGGGGCAUUUGACGGCGUCAUUGCUGCGUGUGCGUGAGCACGUCAGCCCCUGGAUCUUGGCCCGCGACGAAACGCUUGCCGAGUUGCAGGCCGACAACGAGACCCGCGAUCGCACCUUGUUAAUGAUGCUCUGGGCCUCUCAGGGUAACACGGGCCCCGCGUCGUUCUGGACGCUGGCGUAUCUGAUGAGGCACACGAUCGCCAUGGCGGCAGUGCGCGCCGAGGUGCAGCAGCUGCUGGAGGCGACGGGGCAGAGCGACGGCGCGGAGACGCGAGUGAUCUCGCUGACGCGUGACGCGCUCGUCAACACGCCCGUGCUGGACAGCGUAAUUGAGGAGGUGCUUCGCCUACGCUCGGCUCCCAUUCUCAUACGUGCCGUGUGCCAGGACAAGACGCUGCAGGUUCCAGGCGCCAGCGGGCCAGGCCCCAAGCUCCGCGCCGGUGAUCGUGUCGCCAUGUUCCCUCACCUGAGCCCCCACAUGGACCCUGAGAUCCACGUGGAUCCCGAGGAAUUUAAGUUCGAUCGCUUCCUGAACGAAGACGGCUCCAAGAAGACGGACUUCUUCAAGUCUGGACGCAAGCUCCGGUACCCCACAAUGCCCUGGGGUGCCGGUGUGUCCAUCUGUCCUGGGAGAUUCUUCGCCACCAACGAGAUCAAACAGUUCAUUGUGCUGAUACUGAUCCACUACGACAUCGAGUUCUGCGACCCCGCCACUAAAGUGCCAGACAUCAACGUGUCACGAUUCGCAUUUGGCGUCAUGCACCCAACGCACGAAAUUUGCUUUCGUUACCGCCCGCGCUUCUGAACAGCGGUCGACACUACCCUCCUUGCCCGGUCUCUUAACCCUGCCCUGCUGCUCUUUCUCCCUCUCCUGUGAAGUUGCAGUUUGUAUCUCCGACAUCUCUCAAAUUAGACGAUGAAGGCUGUUUCAGUCGCUUGAAACUGUUCGUCCAUCUUUGAUUGUUAAACCUGUUUGGUUAAACUCUUGUCCAUUCUCCCACCUGUUAAUCUGGCAGUACAUCUGUCAGUGCAUCUCUCUGUACAAUUAUCUCUUGGUUCGUCUGUUUAUCUCCGUCUAUAUUUCUGCCCAUCUGACUACAUGUCCGUUUCUGUGCUGCAUGGCUGUCUCUCCACCUGUUUGUCCAACUAUCUGUCGGCCUGCCGUUUGUCCAUCCACCUGUUAAUCUUAUCUCCAUUUUCAUGUAUCUGCCCACAUGUGUAUGUAUUCAUCUAUCCUUUCAUUAGUCUGUCAUUAUCAUAAAUCUUACUGACUGCUUUAAUUGAAUUCUGUGAAGGUCAGCGACGUAAAUAUGGGUGCUGCAACCCAGAUAGAAUUGCAACAUUAUCUGAUGUCGUGCCUUGUGUUAAAUACGUCUUUGGCAUGGAAAGUAAAGUGUUGUUUAUUCGAUUAAACGUUGUUUGGAAAAAAAAAUACAAAGGGUGGAUGAAUUAAUUGCAGUAUAUGCAUCCUGCAAACAACAUAU